UUAGCCUGUUAACGGCAAAGUUGAGUGAUUGAAAAUGCAAAUUUCACAGAAGCACGCCAGUGGGAGUGGCAGUGACAGUGGCAGUGGCAGUGGCAACCGCAACUGACUUCCGGAAGCUGCACUGAAAACAACCAAUAAACUGCAGAGCGUAUCGCAUCAUCGCACCAUUGCACCAGCGUACCAUCCCACCAUCGAGGCAGCCAAUUAACCCACCUACGGAGCCCACGACAUCCAUUAAAGUGGCGGAAAUGACAAAGUCAAAAUGUAUCGCUGCAAAAAUUGGUUUUGUGCGCGCAGCAACAACAACAACUACGUGGAUGUUGCACUAAGCGAGCCGGGAACAUUACCAGCACCCUCAUCAGCCACGAGCACGGGCACAACUACGGCCAAUAGCUUUGGCAUCGGCAACGCACGCAACAAUAACAACAGCAGCAGUGGCAGCGGCAGCGGCAGUGGCAGUGGCAGGAUCAAAAGCAAUCAACAGACAAACGCCACCGCAGCACCAAACAGGGCCACACCCACCGCCGAUGAGGCAUCUUCACCACAGGCCGGAGCCGGAGCUGGAGCUGCAGCCGGAGCCGGAGCCGGACCCGGAGCUGCUCAUGUGGUCACCUUUCUGGAUGAUACGGCAAGCGGCAGUAACGGAACCGUAACCAGCAGCCGUAUAGUGACCACGGCCGAACUACACCAGGCCCACAUGCUGGAGCAUCACUCCAACUUGGAUGCCAUCGAGCAGGCGGAUGAUUUCAUCUACGGUCCCGGUGCGGGCCUAUCUCUGUGCGAUGAUAGCCUCCCCUCAGCCAAGAACUGCUACCGACUGGUCAUGCUUGGCUCAUCACGCGCCGGCAAGUCAUCGAUUGUGGCACGUUUCCUGGGCAAUCGGUUCGAGGAGGCAUACACGCCGACCAUCGAGGAGUUCCAUCGCAAAUUGUAUCGCAUACGAAACGAGGUCUUUCAAUUGGACAUUUUGGAUACUUCUGGCUAUCACCCGUUUCCCGCAAUGCGUCGUUUGUCAUUUCUAACUGGAGAUCUCUUCAUACUUGUCUUCAGCAUGGACAGCCGCGAGUCCUUCGAGGAGGUUGUGCGGCUUCGCGAGAACAUCCUAGAGACCAAAUGGGCGGCCCUCAACCCCGGGUCGGGCUUCAAGAAGAAGAGUCUACCGAAGAUACCCAUGAUACUGGCGGGCAACAAGUGUGAUCGUGAUUUCAAAACCGUGCAGCUGGACGAGGUGAUGGGCUACAUCGCUGGCCAGGACAACUGCUGCACCUUCGUGGAGUGCUCGGCGCGCCAGAACUAUCGCAUCGACGACCUUUUCUAUGCGCUGUUCAUGGUUUCGAACCUGCCGCUGGAGAUGACCCCGAACCACCAUCGACGCCUGGUGUCCGUCUUCGGAGCACCCUCGCCGCUGCCGCCGCACGGAUCGGCUGUGGGCGGGACCAAGAAGAAUGCCCUCUCGAUCAAGCGGCGCUUCAGUGACGCCUGCGGCGUGGUCACGCCCAACGCCCGCCGGCCCAGCAUCCGCACGGACCUGAAUUUGAUGCGGUCCAAGACGAUGGCCCUCAACGAGGGCGAGACCGUGCGCACCACCUCCCGCUGGAACCGCUGCGCUCUGAUGUAGACACCAGAGCGGUGUGAUAGUAGUAUGAGCGGGAUCCAAGCGGGAUCCGGACGGACUCGCGAUUUGCGAUUUGCGAUUCGCGAUUCGCGGCCAUGCAUGGAGCCGUAUUUAAUUAUAAACGCAGCGUUUGGGUGAUUUCGAUAUUUUUUUUAUAGUGUAAAUACUAGUAGAGGGCCAGAAAUGUGUGUUUGAUCUAUUAAUUAAUAAUGCAUUUAGCAUUUUCUCGCAAUCGUUAUCGUACUAUGAACAAAGCAAAACAAG
Drosophila persimilis is the source of this 1879-nucleotide messenger RNA. RefSeq names its product GTP-binding protein Rhes. The record is from RefSeq and is a predicted model, not a curated record. The transcript is spliced from 4 exons. NCBI's taxonomy places the organism in Eukaryota, Metazoa, Arthropoda, Insecta, Diptera, Drosophilidae. Gene Ontology annotation, molecular function: GTP binding; GTPase activity. The coding region runs from base 263 to 1618 and encodes 451 amino acids.